GCAGCCUGAGCUGGAGGAGGUGGAGACAGGACUAGAUGGGCAGUGCGAGGAGUGAGAUGCGGCAGUAGACCUGAAGGCUGCCGAGCAUCAGAGCGUUCGCUCAACUCUACAGAAACCACAGUUGCCCAGCUGAGCUGAGCUCUCUCUCCAGACACCACAACAUUGCGGCUCAUUCCAGCGUUCCCGGGGAGCCAAUCACUGCAAGCGCACAGAAGAAUACAAGGACACAAGGAUAUUUUAUUGGUCAUACGUAGUAUCACUUCCGUGAAGCACGUAGUGAAAAGGACAAGCAACACCAAAUAGGGAGUCAUGAAAAUUGAAAUGAAGUGAUAGACUUCAGCCUUGGCUUCUAAGCAAAACGCGCUACUCCAACACCGAUGCAAGGAUGCCCAUCUCCGUGCAGAACAUCUCAGCCACGUCGGCCACGGUGCACUGGCCCUCAGCGGCCGGUUGCCUGGACACCUUCUACAGCAUCAUGUACCACCCCAACUGGAACAGCCUGCUGAUGGGCUACUCGCGGAGCAAGAGCUUCCUGCGCGAGGACCGUGUGCCCGUCACCCAGACCACCACCUACCUGGGCAACCUGAGCCCGCAGACCACCUACAUCCUGUGCGUGACAUGCCGGCAGGCCAAGCCGGUGCGCGAGCAGUGCCAGGUGUUCAACACGCUGGACGAGGGGCCCGAGGCGGACGGCCUGCGCCGGGACUUGGCCAUGGGCGUGUGGCUGGCGAGCAGCCUGCUGCUCCUGCUCAUUGCCAUGGUGCUGCUCUGGGGCUGCCUCCACUCCCUGUGCCCGGGACGCGAGCACUGGGACCAGGCAGAUGGCGUGUGCCCCACCAUGUGCUCUCCGCGCCAGGUCAAGACCCUGCUGCCCGGAGGGGGAGCUGGAGGUGGAGAAGGAGGUGGUGGAGGCGGAGACGCAGAGCAAAAAGGGCAUCUAAGGGACAGCAGCUUCUAUACUCCUAGUGGCAGUGAGGAGGAGGAGGACGACGACAAAGAGGAGGAUGACACAGGGAAGGACGGAAAACAUUCCCAGCUGGCAAUGUUACCAGGAAAUCCCUUCAGUGUGAAGGAAGGAGAGAAAAUCUCUGCUGAGCCACAGGGUCACGAGCUUGAAAGGCUCGCCACAUCCGGCAGACCAAUGUAAACACAAACUAUCAUGGUCUCUUCAAUGACUACUGAGUGGCUGUGUGUCGAACUGCAGACAUAAGGCAGUGUUGGAUACACUUAAAAGACCAAUGUGAUUUUCCUUUUAAUCACGACUGUUUUGUCCUGGGCACUGUCGAUGAGUAAUCGUGUGUGAAUUAUGAAGUCGAGAGUGCUUGGUACUCGAGACUAAUGCAGGAAGAAAAUGACCUUUUGAAUAUGGCUACAAUUACUACAUAGGCCACUUGCCUACUUUGAACGGAUAUAAUGAAGAAUAUAAAAACACGGGAAAUGGCAGCUCAAUACAGUUCUGAAACUUUGAACUCGGAAACAGCUUUUUCCCAUAUAUGAACAAGCUAAUGAUUGCAAAAAGGCUUUAGAGUGCUCUUUUAUUACUGCCAACUGCGUUUUAUGUGUUUACUGUAAGCUAGAUCUCACACAAACGGCGCAAGACAAACAAAAAACUACUGCCAGCAAGGCCAUCUCAUUUUGUAUAGUAUAGAGUGUGUACAGAGUGAAUGCAAACCUGUAAAACUGUUGCACUGUGUUUAAAAGCUCCAGAUACGCUCAGCUUUUUGUACCCUGCGCUGUAAGUCACUGUGACGAACUGUAAUUAACAUUUGCAAAAGAGAACGUGUGUCUAUUUCCAAGAAAUCCCCCCCCCCCCACCACCACCACUUCCUUUCUUUGAAAGCCAUUAGCACACCAUUAGUGGUUGUUGCAGCUCUGAUAAAACAGACAAUUGGCUUCGGUGUGAGAAAAUAAAAGGAGACCUUCUAGGCCUUCAUUAGCCUUGGUUGAGAUGGGGAGAAUAAAAUGAACUCCAAACAUCCUGCCCUAAUGCUUAAGAGUGCGGAGACAAUAUGUAAGGGUUAACGUUCGGCGAGAAGGUCGCUACCGUGGAAUAGCAGCACGACAGAGAGAAUCUUUAGACCCCGACGCGGAGCGGAGGGGUCUUGUUCUCUCUGAAGUGCUGCUAUUCCACAAAGCGACCGACUCGCCGAAAGUUAACCCGCUUAUUAUAUGGAUAUACUUAAAUGAUUCACACAUGCGGGGACAUUUCUUUAGACCUAUUUAAUGUUAAGAUUGUUGCUGCACAAAACAAAACAGUGCCGUUGUGGAACACCGCUAGGCAACAGCUAGGUAGGCUAGCCAGGACAACAGGUGUUGUCUAUCACAGCAGCUGAUUAGAGUGACAAAAGACCGGACCCCCUGCGGAGUGAUAUGAAACAUUCGCUUUAGCCACUGACUUGUAUACAAGCCAGUGGCUUUAGCAGUGAACGUCUUGUUGCCAUUGACAGCGGUAGCCAGGACAACGGGUGCUGUCUAUCACAGCAGUUGAUUAGAGUCUUGUUGAAAAGUCGCUUUAGCAGUGAAAAGUCUUGUUGCCAUUGACAGCGGUCUGUUAUAGACCAACCCGUCCGUUAUCGAAAAAUAACAGACGUCCGAACGUUGGGGAGCCCCGUUGAAAUGAAUGGAGCAUUCGACAGAUGACGUCACAACCAUAUAAUAAUGUAGAAUAUUGUUACACUGGCCGUGAGAACACCUGAAAUAAUCGAAUUAACUGACAAUCUUAUGACGUAAAAUCAAUCGCAGGUGAGUCAAAAGGUUUUCAGAAGGUGCCUAUAAACAUAUACAGUUAAUACAAUGUAAAGAAAUGUUAAUGUUAUUUGCCAUGACAAAAUAAAAGAAGCAUGGUGUGUUGUCAGAUGGACAUAUUUGUGCGUGGCAGACAAGUCCCUUGGGACAUGUUUUCCAGAUGCCAGCAAUUGUAGCAUCUAGUUGGAAUGCGUGUUUUGCUGUGCUCUGAG
Molecule: messenger RNA, 2957 nt
Organism: Engraulis encrasicolus (European anchovy)
Lineage: Eukaryota; Metazoa; Chordata; Actinopteri; Clupeiformes; Engraulidae
Product: fibronectin type III domain-containing protein 9
Exons: 2
Coding region: 386-1147 (253 amino acids)
Molecular function (GO): protein binding
Source: RefSeq, a predicted model, not a curated record